AUGCGUUCCUCAUUGAUAUCCAUCCUGGCCCUGGGCGCCACCGUGACACUUGCUGCCCCGGCCCCCUCUCGCGUAUCCCAAAUGAAGAGAGCCACUUCUUGCACUUUUACCUCAGCUGCCAGUGCGAGUGCGAGCAAGAAGUCUUGCACCACUAUUGUACUGGAUAACAUUGAAGUGCCUGCCGGUGAGACACUUGACCUAACAGACCUGGCGUCUGGUACCAAGGUCAUCUUCAACGGCGAGACUACCUUCGGAUACGAGGAAUGGGACGGGCCUCUGAUCGAGAUCUCGGGAUCCAACAUCAUUGUUGCCGGUACCUCCAACCACACCAUCAAUGGCGGUGGAGAGCGCUGGUGGGAUGGCGAGGGCACCAAUGGUGGCAAGACGAAGCCCAAGUUCUUCUAUGCUCAUGACCUGGAUGACUCAACCAUCACCGGUCUGAAUGUGAAGAACACACCCGUCCAGGCCUUCAGCAUCGAGUCCAAUAAUCUGGUUCUUAACCAGAUAACGAUUGACGACUCAGAUGGUGACGCAAACGGUGGUCACAACACCGAUACUUUCGAUGUUGGCGAGAGCAAUGGGGUGACCAUUCGUAAUGCUGUUGUGAUGAACCAGGAUGAUUGUCUGGCAGUCAACUCCGGCACGAACAUCGUCUUCACCGGAGGCACCUGCUCCGGCGGCCACGGACUGUCCAUUGGCUCCGUUGGCGGACGAGACGAUAACACCGUUAAGAAUGUGACCAUCUCAGACUCAACUGUGAAGGACUCGGAGAACGGAAUCCGUAUCAAGACCAACUCUGGAACUACCGGCUCUGUCUCUGGUGUUACUUUCUCGAACAUUCAGCUCUCCGGCAUCACUGAUUACGGAAUUGUAUUCGAGCAGGACUACGAGAACGGUGACCCGACUGGUACCCCUACCGAUGGCGUUCCCAUUACCGACUUGACAGUGGAGAAGAUCACUGGUACUGUUGAGAGUGAUGCGACUGAAGUCUAUAUUUUGUGUGCUGAUGGGGCCUGUUCAGACUGGACUUGGUCUGGCGUUAGUAUCACUGGUGGAUCGGCCAGUGAAGAGUGCGAGAAUGUGCCAUCCGGUGCAUCCUGCUAA
Messenger RNA from Penicillium verhagenii, 1104 nucleotides. Its product is annotated as glycoside hydrolase family 28 protein. The record is from RefSeq and is a predicted model, not a curated record. Gene Ontology annotation, cellular component: extracellular region. The transcript has 3 exons. The coding region runs from base 1 to 1104 and encodes 367 amino acids. Gene Ontology annotation, biological process: pectin catabolic process. Gene Ontology annotation, molecular function: polygalacturonase activity. Lineage: Eukaryota; Fungi; Ascomycota; Eurotiomycetes; Eurotiales; Aspergillaceae.